Molecule: messenger RNA, 1530 nt
Organism: Salmo salar (Atlantic salmon)
Lineage: Eukaryota; Metazoa; Chordata; Actinopteri; Salmoniformes; Salmonidae
Product: androgen-dependent TFPI-regulating protein
Cellular component (GO): membrane; endomembrane system
Source: RefSeq, a predicted model, not a curated record
UCUUGCAACAUUGUGCACUACACCAGAUAGGAAAGUGGUGCUUGUUUGGUGGUACAGUUUGUGUCAAUGCCAGACUCAGUGUUUGCUAUUAUUUCUGUUAGUGUUUGCUAGUAUUUCUAUUAUAGAGAUUGUAUCAAUCUAGUAUCAAUCUAUCUUAGUUUAUCAUGAUUGCAAAAGUGAGAAUAGUUUACCAUAUCACAGCUUUCAGCUGGUAUGCCUUUAUCAUUAAGUCCCUGGCUGCUAAGGAUGGAGAGAAGUUACCACCUGGGAUCUUUGAGUAUGGUGGACCCUGGAAGUACCUUACUUUUCUCAACCUGUUAUUGCAGAUGGUGUUCUUUGGGAUGGCCGUGGUGAAUGAUCUUCAGACUGGGAAAAACACAGUCAAGGGUCUUAACAAGUGGAAAGACCUCAUCUUCUCUGUCCUUGCCUUCCCUGUAGGCAUGUUUGUGGUGCUGCUUUUCUGGGUGAUCUUUUCCUAUGACAGGCAGCUUGUCUACCCAGAAUCUUUAGAUGCCUUCUUUCCUCUCUGGAUGAAUCACGCUAUGCACACCGUUGUUAUGCCUAUCUUACUUGGAGAGAUCCUGCUUCAACAUCAUGUGUACCCAAAGACUAAAAACGGCUUAGCUGCCUUAGGAGUUGUGGGCUUGGCUUACAUGGGCUGGGUGAUAUUUAUCUACUUGGCGGUAGGUCUUUGGGUGUAUCCUCUCCUCGGGCUCCUUAACACCUCUGGUGUGUUGGGGUUAUUCCUCUUAAACAUGACAGUGGUGACAAUAAUGUAUCUGCUAGGACGGACCCUAAACAACUGUGUCUGGGGAAAAGGCAAGACGGUGACUAAAAAUAAAUGAAACUCUGCCCAUUUUCCUCUUUGAAUCCAUUGGGGCCUGAUACAUUGCUGUCACUCAGAUUUCGCCAACAUGCCUCAAGAAAUACUGUAUGUGUAUGAAUAGAAAUUGCACACAGGGUCUUAUGUCAUAUAUACUGUCCUCUGAGAACAUAGUUUCUAACAGACAUACUGUUGUUUUUCUUUUUUCAAUAAACGUUAUCCGCAUGACAAUUACAAAAUAUAACUCACAGUUGAAAAAUCACAGGUAGGCCUAGAUCAGGUUGAUUGGUUUAGUCCUUUUCUACCAGGAAGUUAUCACAACAUUCUCAAAACAAUCGUUCUCUACUUACCAAAAUUCUCUGACUACAACUUGACCAGAUGAGAAUAUGAGAGUAUACAAGGGGUGAUAAAAUAUCCCACCAAUUGUUAUAACUUUUUCUCUUGAGAUUGGAGUAUCGUUGUGUUUUCAUAACGUGUGGAAAGCAUGAACAGUAUGUGAGCUAUUAUAGUCUCAAAACCAUGGUUGUGUGUACUUUUACCACAACAGGAAAUUGGAUGUUUGCUUUUAUGACCAAACAUGUAAUUACAAGGCACAAAAAAAGCAUGUCAUAAAUAUGAUGUAAGUCAUGUUCCUUUUGUAGAUAUGUUUUCAUUAUUCAAUAAUUAACAAAUAAAAUAAAAGGGCAGCACAUCACUGCAAUGACAAA